AUGGUUCUAAGAUACCAUUGGAGCUUAGCAAUCAACAAACUUCAAAAACUCAUUAUUAAAAGAUGUCAAUAACCCCUAUUGAAUAUAUAAGAAGAAAGAAGAAAAAUGAAAAAAUCUAGAUCUCAAUAACCAAGUCUAUUAUCUACAAAUAAAAGAUUUGAGCAUCUUCGAUAUCAUUCUCAAUAAGCUUAAAAUUUAUCAGAAUCUAAAAAAGAAGAGGAAAUAUCAACAAGAAUGCAAGAUAAAUUUGAAUCAGCACAAAAGGAUAACAAUAUAAACGAAAAAAUACUAAAACCUUAAAUUGGAGCGUCUGAAAACAGAUAAAAGAAACAGCAUAAUUUUGUGCAUAGAGUAGCCUAGAUUAAUUAAAGUUUAAUGAAGAACUUUUAGAUCUGUUUAAGGAAUAAAAGGAAGCUUGCCAUUUCGGUUGUUUAUGUAAUUUUUUAGAAAUAUAGUUUAGCUUAAUAUAAAGUUAAAGAACAAGAAAUACUUAUUAAAAAAAUAUAAGACAGCAGACCUUGUAAACCUAUACCCAAUGUAAAAACCUUUCUUUCUUUGAUCAAAAAACCUCUGGUUGAAUAAAGUAAACCAAUAUAAUAAUAGGAAUUUGAAUAUUUUUAUUAAGUUUGA
Messenger RNA from Paramecium tetraurelia, 630 nucleotides. RefSeq lists its product as uncharacterized. The transcript has 2 exons. NCBI's taxonomy places the organism in Eukaryota, Ciliophora, Oligohymenophorea, Peniculida, Parameciidae. The record is from RefSeq and is a predicted model, not a curated record.